AUGCAAUUAAAAUGUGCAGAAUAUUUAAAAGAAGCUGUAUUUAUUUAUACAAAAAUAGGUUAACACAAAUAUAGAAUAAAUAAGAUUUUCAUUUAUGUCUAAAGCUUGUAAACAGAUUGCAUAAUUAUUACCUUUUUAAUCAAUGUGGCAUCUAUUACUUAAAUAAGAGAAUCUCUUUUUUUAUAUGUUGAUGCUUUAAUCAAUGUUUGGUUAAAAUAUCAAAAUGCUCUUAGAACUAAUAAUUGAAAGGUUUGCACCAAUUACAUAGUUUUAAAUAUAGUUCUUAAAUGCAUGCACAUUAGUAUUUUCAUAAGACACUUAUAUCUUAUCAGAUGUGAUUAAAAGUCAUCUUCCAAACAUAUAUAAAGAGUGUAUAACAUAGCUACAAUUCUUUAUCAAACAAAUACCUAAAAAUGAUUCUAAAGAAGGUUAGUCAGUUGCAGAAUAAAUAGCUUAAGCUUACAAAACUAUUUUAGGAAAUAUCCAUGAUUAUAAAGUUACCAUUGAACUAUAUACAAGUCUCUAAUAAAUUGUACAUAAAUGGCCUUUAAUACAUGAAAUAAAUCCCUUAAUUUUUCAUGAAGUUGAGGAAAUAAUUGCAAUGAGAACUCCAAGAAAUGUGGAGAUCUAAUUUUUUGAAGAACCAACUGAAUGUGAUAGUCCUACUAAAUCAAGUUCAAUUAGAAAAGAAAAUCAAAUAGUAGUGGAAUUAUAGAGAUGGCUCAGUAAAAUGAAUUAUCCUAUACCUGUUAUUUCUAAAAGAAUAGCUAGUAGUGUAAUUAAUUCAUAAAAUAUGUUUAAACUAAAGGAUAAUAUUGAGAUAAUGCUUUCAUUUAUCUAUUGUCCUUUAAAAUAUGAUCCUGCAAAUUGUGUAAAAUAUUAAAACUAUCUUAGUGGAUGAAAAUUGAUUUCAAUCAUAAAAUCAGUUUAAAAGAUAUACCAAAUCUUAAGGAUUGUUAUUCUUUAUAAGCCCCUGCUCAUAUUUAUCAUAUAAGAUCAAUUAGAUCAUUAUAGAGUUUAACUGAUGAAGAGAAUCAUUAAAUAAUUGCUAAAGUUAACCCAGCUUAUUUAUAAAUUGCUUGUAUAACUAUAUAUAUAUAUUGAUUUUUAGUUUCAUAUUUGGCUGAAUGUAUAAAUGAAGAUCAUUUAAAAAAUUGUAAUUUCAAUCAUUUAACUUAAUUAUUGAUAUUUUAUUUAGAAAAAGAAUAAGACAUUUCAAUAUACUUUUGUUUACAUUAUAAUAUUCCUUAUGCUUUUUUCUACUAUAUUAAUUAUGAUUAAUCCUCUACAUUUCUAAUUAAUCUCUUUUUAUAAAUUAAUUCUUUGGGUCAUAAUGUUACAGAACAUUAAUAAAAAUUGUAUGAUUAAGUAUGGACAUAUUUUAAAGCUGCUAAAUUGUUUGAAGAUAUUAUUAAUUUAUUAUUAAAUCCAAAAAAUAAAUAAGAUUUAUUAUUUAAAUGUUCAUAAAAUUUUAGAAAUAAUAAUAUGUUAGAAAGUUUCACUUUACAUCCAGAUUUUCAUUUAAAAGAAAAAGUGUAUUAGUAAAAUGAAAACAAUUUUAAUUUUACUAUUGAAGAAAAGAUUCAUUUAAAAUGGGAUAUAGAUUAACUUAAGCCAUUUGUUUAAAAGAAAACAAUAAAAUAAUUAUCAUUUUUCAAUAAAGUUUCAAAUAAGAUUUUACCACCAUCUAAUGAAAAACCAGCUUCAAUGAUGGAUGUUAUUAGAGUAGCUAUUUAAAAUGCUGAAAUAAUCAAUGAACCUCAUAAAAAAAGAUAAUCAAGAGCUACAAGAGAAAAAUUAAUAGUAUUAAGAAGUGCUUCAGUAAUGUUUGAUUUAGAUGAAUAAGAUUCUGUUAAAGAUCCUUUUGUUCCUUAUAAUUAUAAUCCUAAUCCUUUAGAAUUAAGAGUUGAAACCAAGGAGAGUAAUACUAAAUAUGAUUAGAAAUCAGUUUCAUUUAUAAAGGAUAGUCAUAAAAAUAUAUAGAAAAAGCAUUCAAGAAAUUUAUCAUUUUAAUUAUAUCCUUUAUCUCUAAAGGAUGUAACACUUGGUAAAUGGGAUCAUGAAUAAAAAUAAGAUUAAUAUUAAAUAGAAAAGUAUAUAAAAUUUAAUAAUUUAUUAGUUUAAUGAAGGAUGAACCAUUUUGUUAUAAUCUACUCUAGUUUUUAUCAAUAAUAAUAUAAUAAUUAAUCUUAGGAGAUCAUAAAUUAUUUUCUAAAACUCAUUGUAUGAAUAAUAGAUAAUAAUUGUUGGGAAUUAUUUUACUGGAUGAAAAUUGUAAAGUCUUUGAUAAUUUAAUGAAAGUAAUAUUUAAUUAUUAUUUAAGAUAUAUUUGUUUAAGAUUAAAUUAACUCCAUAUGUAAAAGAAAAUAGUUCAAUAAUAUGUGGAUAAUUAAUCAAUUUAAUAAUUAAAAAAAAACCAGAAUACAUGAAUUUCUAAGAUAAUGCUUAAACUUAUAUUGAUUAUUUAUGUAAAGUAAUCAUUAACUCAAUAUCAUGGAAAACAUCAACAACAUAAAUUAUUGAAUUGGAUAUAAGUAAAACCUUAUUAUGUGAAACACUUUAUUUAUUAAUUGAAUAUGGAAUGAGUAGAGGAUAAACAUAAUUACUUAAUAGAAUAACUACUACAACUUGGAGUUGUUUAAUUGAAAUUUGUAAAUAGUGUUUCCCUAUUAGACCUAAUUAAACAUUUUAAGGGAUAUUUAUAAAAUUAUUGAAAUUAAAUUUGGAAUUUGGAUCAGAAUUUAAUAUACAUACUAUAUUUAUGAAAUUAAAUUUAUUAAGUGUAAUUAAAUAAUUGGCAGAAUUAACAUAAUCAAAUUCAGUGUAAAAUAAGAAAUUUAAUUAUUUAAAUGAAUUUAUAAAGUCAAUUUGCAAUUUGAUAUCCAAAUUUAUUAAUAAAUAAUCUUCAAAAGAAUGUUUUAGAAUUAUAUAAAAUCUUGAUUCAUGGAAUUAACUUAAAUAAUAAUAUAAAAUUACAUCUCAUAAUCAUGCUAAUAGUUUUUAUAGUGUAGAUUCAAGAUUAAUUAAUAAUUCAACUCCAGCAACAAGUUAGAGUUUUACAAAAAUUAGAAUUCGAAAAUCUGCUCAUUCUUAACUAUCAAAAGAUUGA
This is a messenger RNA of Paramecium primaurelia, 3109 nucleotides long. The record is from the annotation of a GenBank genome assembly. NCBI's taxonomy places the organism in Eukaryota, Ciliophora, Oligohymenophorea, Peniculida, Parameciidae.